Messenger RNA from Fonticula alba, 955 nucleotides. RefSeq lists its product as hypothetical. NCBI's taxonomy places the organism in Eukaryota, Rotosphaerida, Fonticulaceae. The transcript is spliced from 3 exons. The record is from RefSeq and is a predicted model, not a curated record. The coding region runs from base 29 to 754 and encodes 241 amino acids.
ACACACGCACACACACACACGCGCGCCCAUGUCUUCCGACUCCGACAGCGAUCUCCUGUCGGACUUCUCCCUCUCCGACCUGGAGGACACCGACGAUGGACCCAAUCCCGCCCCGGGGUCAGCAUUGACCGCUCCGAUGACCGCUCUCCGGGUCCCAGUCACCACACUCACCACCGCGUCGGCCGGCGCCCCGGGGCCCGGAGGGUCGCACGCCGCCUCGGCCGGCCGGCCCUCGGCCGUCGCCCGCGGGCCUGUCCCCGCCUCUGGCGCCGGUCCUGGGAGGAGACCCCCCGGCCCUCGGCUGACCGUGGCCGAGAUGACACAGUUCCCGCUGCCCGGCGGGCCGCAGGUGGUCUCCGGUGGCUCGCAAACGCCCUCCCGUGUGAAGGUGGCCCUGGCCCCGGGCCACGGCCCGGGGGACUGGCUGCGCCUUAAGCGCUCGGGUCAUCCCUCCCUGAGGUCCGGCCAGCCGCGCCCGCGCCGCAUCAACCCCAGCGAGCUGCGGCAGCAUGGGGAUAUCUAUGCGCCGGUCGGUGCGCCGGACCCCUGGAUGGCCAUCCGCGGCAAGGUGUACAACAUCCGCCAGUACGCCAACUUCCACCCCGGCGGCGCGGAGGUUCUCCAGCCCGGGUGUGGCAAGGACGCCACGGCCCUCUUCGACAAGACCCAUGCUUGGGUGAACUUCGAAUUCCUCCUGCAGGAGUGUCUGGUGGGGUUCCUUGUGCCGGAGGGCUCCGGCGAGCCGCCCUUCUAGGGCGGCCGGCGCGAGAAGGACGCCUGGCAUUGCUUUUUGGGGCUUGGCACGCGCGCGCGCGCGCGCGUGCCUCCAGGGACAUGCGCCGGCCGGUGGCGAUCAGAGCAAGAGCAUGCGCCGGAAACGCACACACCGCGCGAUCUCUGUGUCGCGCGGUCUGGCAAAUAAUGUACAAUAUAUAGACAAAUAAUUAGCGCCAAA